Messenger RNA from Pundamilia nyererei, 3852 nucleotides. It is a transcript of the gene nt5c1aa, whose product is annotated as 5'-nucleotidase, cytosolic IAa. Gene Ontology annotation, biological process: adenosine metabolic process; nucleotide metabolic process. Bases 500 to 1663 code for a protein of 387 amino acids. Gene Ontology annotation, cellular component: cytoplasm; cytosol. Lineage: Eukaryota; Metazoa; Chordata; Actinopteri; Cichliformes; Cichlidae. The record is from RefSeq and is a predicted model, not a curated record. Gene Ontology annotation, molecular function: nucleotide binding; magnesium ion binding; 5'-nucleotidase activity. The transcript has 7 exons.
GGGAGGGAGAGGGGAGCAAGGGGAUAGAGACAGGCAGAGAGGUAGCAGCAGAUGGAUUGCUGCACAGCCCGCAACAUACUUACCGAGGACAGACUGUAUGUGUGACAGCGCGUGUGUGCAUGUACGCUGUCACAGAGGAGCACGGUUGUGAAUGAGUAUUUCAUGUUGUGUGGAAGUGGAUGCAAGGAGCAGUAAUUCUCUUGAAGGGGUGGGGGGAACGAGGGAUACAGACAAGUGAAGAGUCAACACUUUCGCUCUUCACACUUGGACUACUUUCAGGGCAGGUGCAACACCAACAAACCACUUUAGUAAGCCAAUCACCAAUGAACGUGACAGAAGAGUCUCCGUAAAUGCUACAGACUGAGGCGGGACAUAUUCUGUGUUUGCUUGUGUUUUUUAAACAUUUUUCUUUGUUUUUUUCGCCUGAGCGGAGGACAGUGUCUUUACCAAAGGUAGAGUAGUCUGGAUAGCUUUGGGAGUGCAGACAGAGGGAUCCUCUAUGGUGAAAAUGAGUCUGGAGCCUGUGCAGGUGAUGAGCGGACAGGUCGCCGAGCUCAAAGUUGCCCCUUCGUCCAACGGCGACAGCGCAGGAUCGUGGGAGGGGAAAAGAGAGUUUGACAAAGACCACCUGGGCCUCACUGCCAAGCCAAAGCCAGUGACAGGGAGACGAGCCCGGAAGGUGGAGGGAGGCGUGUUCUUCCCGAAGCCAGAGAACGCAGUGACCGUAGCUGUUUCCUCUCGGGUCCUGUUCCGGACUGAGCGGGAGCAAAAGGUGUUUGAGCAGCAAGGUGUGGAGGAAUAUCUGAGAUACCAAAUUGAACAUGAGAACGAACCCUUUGCUCCUGGGCCUGCUUUCCCCUUUGUCAAGGCUCUGGAGACGGUUAACGCUCGUCUGCGAGAGCUGUACCCCCAAAGUGAAGAACUGUUCGACAUCGUUUUAGUAACAUAUAACCAUGCCCACGUUGGAAUCCGGCUCAUCAACACCAUCAACCACCACAACUUGUUCAUUGAGAGGUUUUGUAUGACGGGGGGGAGCAGUCCUAUUGGCUACCUGAAGGCCUGGCAAACCAACCUCUACUUGUCUGCUGAUGCCAACAAGGUUAGGGAGGCGCUGACUGAAGGCAUCGCAGCAGCCACAAUGUUCAUGCCGGAGAAGAUGACAGAGGUAUCCGAGUCCCAGCUAAGAGUGGCAUUUGAUGGCGAUGCUGUCCUCUUCUCAGAUGAGUCAGAACGCAUCUUCAAGGCCCAUGGGCUGGACAAAUUCUUCGAACAUGAGAAGGAAAAUGAGGACAGGCUACUGGACCAUGGUCCCCUGAAGGGCUUCCUAGAGGCACUGGGGAAGCUCCAGAAAAAGUUUUACGCUAAAGGCCAGCGUCUGGACUGCCCUAUCCGCACCUACCUGGUCACAGCUCGUAGUGCAGCAAGUUCUGGGAUUCGGGCUCUCAAGACACUUCGGGCCUGGGGGCUGGAGAUCGAUGAGGCCUUGUUCCUUGCAGGAGCACCAAAGGGCCCUAUGCUUGAGAAGAUAAGGCCACACAUCUACUUCGAUGAUCAAAUGUUUCACAUAGAGGGAGCGGCAGAGAUGGGUACCAUCGCUGCACAUGUUCCCUAUGGCAUUGCACAGAAACAUAACUCCAAGCACAACACCAGCGCAGGGAAGUAGACAAAAGGACUUUGGAUGUUGGUGACCAGGUAGAGGGAGGGGAUAUUAUCUUAGGACAAAACAAAAAGUUGUUAAAGUAAAAUUCAGAUGAUGAACUUUUUCUAUUUUUUAACUGUAUGGAAGUACAUGUUUGCUUGACCACAGUAUCUACUGCCUCGGCUUAGUGCUACUACUUUAGGAGUCAGAUAAGAAAUCUGGAUAAAGGUCAACAACAGGUCUGGAACCUGAGAUGACCCAAUAACCAAGGUGUCCAAAAACAAGUGUUUCAUUAAAUCAUGCUUUGGUUCUUGACUAAGUAUUUCUCUUACUACUCCUUGUCUUCAUAGCGAAGACCAGGAGUGAACAACUGAAUUGUUUAUAUAUGUGUAACAGUGCACUGAAUGUUAAUAAAUGAACUGUGAGCACAAUGCAGAGAUAUUAUAUUGUUAACCAUUAUGGUGAUGUACUAUAGCAUGAAAGUAAUAAUUUAAAGUUUUGUCAAACAUUUUAUAGUUUGAUUACACACAAAUGUAAAAAGAUUAGGAUGCAGCUGUACAAAAUGUCUUGUAUAUUACUGAAGCAUUCAAUGCCAUCUGUUCUUGUGUUCCAAAAUCCAAAUCAAAUAUAGAAAGCCAUUUGGUGCCUUAGGAGUGGAAUUAUAGUUCUCUUGGGUGAACACAGGCAGGAGGGCACAGAUGGUUUGUUUUAUACUUCAGUGAAAUAUGUUUCUAACUGUUUUAACCCCACGUGGCACCUGACAGGAUCUUAGACACUGUGAUGUGUUUUUAUCCAAAAUACCCUCCACUCCUUUGUAUUUGGAAGUAUUUUAACUAUAACAAUAUUUGGACUACUGUAAUGUGGAGUGAUACGAGAAACUCGUGGGAGCUUUGGCUUUGCAUGAUGCUUCGCAGCUCAGAGCGGUUCAAAUGGUACGUAAUUAGCAUGCUAUAUUGAUUGAUUUCUUUUCUUUUUUUUCUUAAAGAUUUGUGUCUUUUUUUUAAACUUUUUUUUUGGAGAGAGAAAAGAACAAUGGAAAAGAGAGAUGGAUGAGAUAUGCAACAAGUUUCCCCUGCUUGCAAUCAGACAGGUCACAAGUAAUGUAUGUGGUAUGCAACUUAACCAAUAGUGACCACACAGUGUUAUAAAUAUAUUACUGUAGCGAAGAAACCAUGUUAUUUACAUUUCUAGUUGCAAACUAUGGCUGUAUGCUCUAGAAGUUGCCUUUAGUUUCAAUGAAUGUAUAACUUACAGCCAGUUAUGUUGUAUGGCUUCCAUGACGUUUUAUGCAAUCCCAUAAAUGACAGAAAACCAAAGUAAAACUUGGCAAUUACAUGUUAAAACCUAAGCUUGUUAAGGCUUUCACAGUUCAUGGCAUAGCUAAAUGGAAUUUUGAUCCGUUUUAGCUGAUAUGUAGCAUGCUAAAGUUUACCAUGCUAGCAUGCUAAAGUUUACUGUGCUAGCAUGCUAAUGUUCCCACAAAUAUGUGAUCCUAAGGAGGUCUUAGUCUAACAAAACACUGACUUAACUGAAUGAACCUGCGUUUUACCUUCAUAUUUAACCAGUGGAGCAAGUGUCAUAUUUUUACAGGUUUGCUAACCUAAGAGAUUUUUGAAAGCUAGAUCUUUUGCUAAUAUUCCAACUAGAGCACACACGUUAUAGGUAGACAUAAGCCGUCAAUCUUGGGUUGAAUUCUCUGUCUUGUAUACCCAGGUGACUUUGUUUAAUGGUGUAAAGUUUCACCAUCAUAAAUCCAUUUCUAAAUUGUAGUUAGAGAAUCUUGCUAAUGUUUGAUAGAAAAAUAUAAAUGUUUCUAUUAUAGACAAAAUCCCUGCAGUGACCUUUAGAAAAUGCCAGUCUACUUCACAUGACUCUACUUGUAACCAGUGUAUAAUUAGAGACGCAUCAUUACGCUCAAUCAGUCUUCUGAGUACCACGGGGUUCAGAAAAGUGACAAGCAACCCGCAGGUUUAACCUCACAGGCAACACACAUACAGUAAUUAAACAGAUGUGUCUCUUGGCAAACUAAAACAACUGCUGACUUGUGAGCAGAUAAAGUUUCAGCACGACAAGCUAAUCAGGGAACUCUGGGCUUCAGGGUGACAUUCGGUUUCAGCUUGAACAGAUUCAACAGCACUUUGAUAACUGCUUUAUUGAAGGAUUUGCAAGAUUAAGAAAAUGUAAAUGGACAAUAAAUAAAGAUUACAAUUGAA